CACACACACACACACACACACACAGUCAAAGAUACAAGGGGAUCUCGGCAAAGCGUCUUCACUAUAAGAGUGUCUCUCUUCAGGGGAAUCAUGACUCUGAGAGGACUCGUUGUGUGCCUCUUGUUGUGGAGUUCCGCGAGCAGCAGACGCGUAGAAAUGCCGGAUGAUGACACCGUGUUUGACCUGUUCGAGCUCACUCAUGUCCACAAGAAGCAUCACGGGGUGAGUUUAGUGAAGGGACCCGAUCCAAACAGCCCCGCGUACAAGAUCCUGAACCCGAACCUGAUCCCCUCAGUGCCCGAGCUCUCCUUCAGGGACCUGAUCUACUCCAUCCAGAGCGAGAGAGGCUUCAUCUUCACCGCCAACCUCAAGCAAGCCAAGCGCACUAGGGGCAGCCUGGUCUCAGUGGAGAGGACAGACGGCACCGGAUCCGUCUUUGAGAUCAUCUCCAACGGGAAAGCCAACACCGUGGAUCUGGUGUACUGGACCGCGAGCGGGCAGCAUGUGGUGUCCAUUGAGGACGUGGACGUGGCGAACGGACACUGGAAGAACAUCACGGUGUUUGUGCAGGAGGAUCGAGCUCAGGUCCAUGUGGGCUGCGAGGAGAUCAACACUCAAGAACUCGAUGCUCCGAUCCAGCAGAUCCUGAAUCAGGAGAGCGCGGACAUCUCGAGCCUGAGGAUCGCCAAAGGAGUCGCCAAAUCCGAUCGCUUCAUGGGAGUUCUCCAGAACGUGCGGUUUGUUUUUGGAACGACGCUGGAUGCGAUUUUACGCAACAAAGGAUGCGAGAGCUCAACCUUCAUCACUGAUGUCAUGACCUUGGAAAACCCCGUGAACGGAUCCAGCCCGGCCAUCCGCACUGAUUACACCGGACACAAGUCUAAAGAUCUGCAGGACAUCUGUGGAUUCCCAUGCGACGAUCUGUCGAGCAUGUUUAAGGAGCUCAAGGGACUCGGCAUGGUGGUGAAGCAGUUGUCAAACGAGCUCCGCCAAGUGACAGCAGACAAUAACUUAAUCAUGACUCAGAUUAAAAUCCACGAGGGGGUUUGUCUGCACAAUGGCAUCGUUUACAGAGACAAAGACGAGUGGACGGUGGACAGCUGCACCCACUGCACAUGUCAGAACUCCGCCACUGUGUGCCGUGAAAUCUCUUGUCCUCUCAUGCCCUGUGCCAACGCCACCGUCCCUGAUGGCGAAUGCUGCCCACGCUGUGGAACACCGAACGAUGCGGGUGUGGAUGGCUGGUCGCCCUGGUCGGAAUGGACACACUGUUCGGUGACCUGCGGCAGAGGCAUUCAGCAGCGCGGACGCUCCUGUGACCGAAUCAACAGCAACUGCGACGGCACGUCUGUCCAGACGAGAGAUUGUUACACACAAGAAUGCGACAAACGUUUCAAGCAGGACGGCGGCUGGAGCCAUUGGUCCCCCUGGUCUUCUUGCUCAGUGACGUGUGGCGAGGGCGUCAUCACUCGCAUCCGGUUGUGCAACUCCCCUACACCUCAGAUGGGCGGGAAAGACUGCGAGGGAGAUGGUCGUCAGACUGAACCGUGCCAGAAGGAUCCAUGCCCAGUGAAUGGAGGUUGGGGACCCUGGUCACCAUGGGACUCUUGCUCCGUCACGUGCGGUGGAGGAAUGCAGCGCAGACACCGUCUGUGUAACAGCCCCGCUCCCAAAUAUGGUGGAAAAGAAUGUAUGGGUGACUCCAAAGGCACCCGUUUGUGCAACGCCCAGUCGUGUCCAGUUGAUGGAUGCCUGUCUAACCCGUGCUUCGCCGGCACCAAAUGCACCAGCUUCCCCGAUGGCUCCUGGAAGUGUGGCGAGUGUCCGGUUGGAUACACUGGGGAUGGAGUCCACUGUCAAGACAUUGACGAGUGCAAAGAAGUUCCCGAUGCCUGUUUCGUGCUCAAUGGAGUCCACCAGUGUGUGAACACAGAACCAGGCUACAACUGCCUGCCCUGCCCUCCACGCUACUCUGGACAGCAGCCCUUCGGCAGGGGAACGGAGCAGGCCAUUGCCAAAAAACAGGUCUGCACACCUAGAAACCCAUGCGAGGAUGGCAGCCAUGACUGCAAUAAGAAUGCCAAAUGCAUCUACUUGGGCAUCUUCUCUGACAUCAUGUACCGCUGCGAAUGUAAACCAGGCUAUGCUGGGAACGGUUACAUCUGUGGAGAGGACUCUGACCUUGACGGCUGGCCAAAUACGGACCUGCACUGUGUGGAAAACGCCACCUACCACUGCAAGAAGGACAACUGUCCUGACCUUCCCAACUCUGGUCAAGAAGACUAUGACAAAGAUGGAACUGGAGAUGCUUGUGACAAUGAUGAUGACAAUGAUGGGAUCCCUGAUGACGGGGACAAUUGCCCGUUCAUCUUUAACCCAAGACAGUACGACCAUGACCGCGAUCAAGUUGGUGACAGAUGCGAUAAUUGUCCAUAUGACAGUAAUCCAGAACAGACCGACACCGACAACAACGGCGAGGGUGAUGCGUGUGCUAUUGACAUCGAUGGUGAUGGCAUCCUGAAUGAGAAGGACAACUGUCCAUAUGUGUACAACACUGACCAGAGAGACAGUGACCGAGACGGAGUGGGUGACCACUGUGACAACUGCCCACUGGAGCACAACCCUGACCAGAUCGACUCUGACUCUGACAACAUUGGAGACAAGUGUGACAACAACCAGGACAUCGAUGAGGAUGGCCAUCAGAACAACCUUGACAACUGUCCCUACAUCUCCAACGCCAACCAGGUCGACCACGACAAGGACGGCAAAGGAGAUGCCUGCGAUCACGACGACGACAAUGAUGGCGUGCCUGAUGACAAAGACAACUGCCGACUCGCCUUCAACCCAGAUCAACUGGAUUCGGACGGAGACGGGCGAGGCGACGUUUGCAAGGACGACUUUGACGUCGAUAACGUGCCGGAUAUUUACGACGUUUGCCCGGAGAACUUUGGCAUCAGUGAAACAGACUUCCGUAGGUUCCAAAUGGUUCCUCUCGAUCCCACGGGAACUUCCCAAAUCGACCCCAACUGGGUUGUCCGUCACCAGGGCAAAGAACUUCUGCAGACCGUCAACUGUGAUCCUGGCAUUGCUGUUGGUUAUGAUGAGUUCAAUGCCGUGGACUUUAGCGGCACAUUCUUCAUCAACACAGACCGUGACGACGACUACGCCGGCUUUGUGUUUGGCUACCAAUCCAGCUCACGUUUCUACGUGGUGAUGUGGAAACAGAUCACACAGACCUACUGGUCUCAUACACCCACUAAAGCACAGGGGUACUCUGGACUGUCCAUUAAAGUAGUGAACUCGACCACAGGACCGGGUGAACACCUCAGGAACGCUUUGUGGCACACUGGAGACACCGAGGGACAAGUGCGUACCUUGUGGCAUGAUCCCAAGAACAUUGGCUGGAAGGAUUACACCGCCUACAGAUGGCACCUGAUCCACAGACCCAAAACCGGACACAUCAGAGUCAUUAUGUAUGAAGGCAAGAAAGUCUUGGCUGAUUCAGGAAGCAUCAAUGACAAGACAUAUGCCGGAGGAAGACUUGGCCUCUUUGUCUUCUCUCAAGAGAUGGUUUACUUCUCAGACCUCAAAUACGAAUGCCGAGAUGCAUCUUAAUGGCUCCAUCAGCGUUUUCCUUAUGUAUGUGCCCGCUAUCUGUUCUUUUCUGUCGGUUUAAAUGUGUUCUGUGUUAUAAAACCCUUCUGUGGUGGGAUCGAGGAUCCAAACGUGGAGGCCAAAAACUUUCCAUAUAAGCAAGGACCACAGGAGCAGGUUGAGCAUGAAGAGCCAUCAAUCAUCUCAGCUUGUUUCUUAUCAUGCAAUUGGUAAAGGGAAGUUCUUCUGUAAUGUCAGCUCAGAUCUGCUGUGGACUAUGAUCAUGACAAAAGAGCCACUUAUAAACUGAAGCAAAAGCUUUCCCUCGAUUCUGGUGGGUUCGAGAUCCCACAGGAGGAACUGUUGAGGAGUGACACGCAGCACAGACUGUCUGUUUGACUUUGUGAAAGCGUGUUCUUCUGCAUGGAUUGAGACAUCCAGAUCUUCAGGACUCAUUGAUUCAGGCUUGUUACCCAUUACCCCCCAAAUUCAGCAGUCUUGAUGUCUGUUUUUGAUCAGAUUCAGUCAUCGAUGUUGACAACCCAAGAGUCUUAAUUUCACUGUUUAUAGAGUGGAGUGCUUCUCAGGGCUAGAAGGACCUUUGUGAUUUGCCACUCAAGGAGGAAGUUCAUGUCUUAGAUUAAUACACAGAUGUCCUGAUGAGCUUUUAUAAUCAUUCACAGACUCAAGAGUUUUUGUGGCUCUAAACAAGCGGAAAUGAAAAAGGAAGUUGAGAUGUUACAGAGGGACGGAUAAUAGGCGCACUUGUUUAAUUUAUUUAUUGUGUUGAGAGGAGAUGGAUGUAUGAGAACUCAUCUCAGUGCCACAAAUUACUGAAACUAACAAACAAAGAGAACAACUGGAGUGUUCCCUUCCGUCCGAGAGGAACAGACUGGGGUGAAUGAAUGGUGAACAAAAUAUGAUGUAAACGUACAAAUAUUACCUCACUGGUGUAUAAUUGAACUCAACAAAAAUUGCAAAUUAUAUUUGUGCCAUUUAUAAUUCAGUUCUGUUUUGUUUUAAAGCUACUGUAUGUAGUAAAACAUUAAUUCUGUAAAUAAUAAAAGAAAAAAAACUAAAUUUAUGAGAGGCCCCAGUAGAACAUGAAUGCAAAGUCAAUAUAAAUAGUUAGUGCCUUAAUUAAUGAAUUGUCUUUUUUUUUUUUUUUUAAAUAAGUUAUUGGUAAAGUUGUUUUUUUUCCUGUUUUAAUGUCUUAUGUGUAGAUAUAUGCUAUUUAAUAUAAUUUAUGAGUAACUGUAACCUGACAUUGGAAGUGUUUGUAUAAACUGUUUGCACACUGAUGAGGAUUUUCUUAGUUUUUUAUGUUUAAGGAUGCUUCAGUGUCAGUAUCGUUACUAGUUUUACACAGUAAUGUUGUUUAAUUCUUAUCAAUCCUUUUGUAAAAUCAAAGAACAAUAAAUACAUUUGAGUAAAAAA
Sinocyclocheilus anshuiensis is the source of this 5031-nucleotide messenger RNA. Its product is annotated as thrombospondin-1-like. Gene Ontology annotation, biological process: cell adhesion; negative regulation of angiogenesis. The record is from RefSeq and is a predicted model, not a curated record. The transcript has 24 exons. NCBI's taxonomy places the organism in Eukaryota, Metazoa, Chordata, Actinopteri, Cypriniformes, Cyprinidae. Gene Ontology annotation, molecular function: calcium ion binding; protein binding. Gene Ontology annotation, cellular component: extracellular region. Bases 91 to 3615 code for a protein of 1174 amino acids.